Onychostoma macrolepis is the source of this 2004-nucleotide messenger RNA. Its product is annotated as T-cell ecto-ADP-ribosyltransferase 1. NCBI's taxonomy places the organism in Eukaryota, Metazoa, Chordata, Actinopteri, Cypriniformes, Cyprinidae. The record is from RefSeq and is a predicted model, not a curated record. Gene Ontology annotation, molecular function: NAD+-protein-arginine ADP-ribosyltransferase activity; NAD+ poly-ADP-ribosyltransferase activity. Bases 1005 to 1877 code for a protein of 290 amino acids. The transcript is spliced from 4 exons.
CACACACACAAUCACACAAUCACAAUCUCUGUAUUUGCUUCCUGCUAUAGAUCCUCUCAAACUUCCAGUUAAGCUCCUCCUCUCGUUCUCCAGUUCUGACCCUUGUCUGGCGCUCUUCCUCCAUUCUUGGAUUGUUCUCUGGUCAUAUCUUCCUAAUUAGCAUGCUUUCAUUGUUCUGACUUGUGUUUGGCUCAUCUCUUUUCUUUAUCAAGAAAUACUGAAUAUUGUUUAAAAACAACUCAAUGUUAUUAGGUAUGGCAUUUUGGGGCAGUUUUUCUUUAAUACAUUUUACACAGGACAGAGAGUUGCACCAGAAUGGGAACUCUAAAGAAGUUUUUAUGAUGUUAUGUUAAUUUUAAGAGGAAAGGUCUAUUAUUAGUAUUAGAUAAGUAUUAGUAGAUAAGUAUUAGGUUUUAUCCAUGAUUCUGGCAGAAUUAAGGCUAAUCAGAGACCUUAUUUUUCAAAAACUUAAAUUGGAUUUAAGGUUAUGGUAAGUUGGUAACAUUGAAAAAUUAGCGUCAAAUAGCACAAAAAUGGGACAAAAAGACCAUUUGUGAACCAUACAGUAGAUUAUGGUGCCAUCUGUCAUGUGUUUUUUUUUUGUUUUUUUUGUAUAGGAUGGCAGUUAGUCUGCUUUUGACUCCAAUAUGAGAACACUUACUUCCUUUUUUUUUUUUUAAAUAAAUCUCUGUCUACCACCUUAUUUAUUACAAAUGUUUACCUUUCAUUUUUUAUGUUUAAUUUUUCUACUUUUGAAAAAUGUUAAACUAUGGAAUUCUUCUCAUAUUAUUAUGCUGUCUGGAUUUUCUUUUUGCUGAUCACAGUAGUGACUAAAAUACAGGAAGGAAAAGGCAGAAUACAACCCUGAUACGCUUUCCUGGAGUGUAUUUUUUUUCAAGUUCUGAACACCCUACGGUUCUGACCAUUUGCUUUCUUCGUGUUUAACUGAUCUUAAAAAUACCAGGCAUCUCAAGACGACUUGUGCACAUACGCCAACUAAUACAAUGGGAAGUUUGAGGUUUCCUGCGGUUCUCCUGGUGCUCUUAUACACUAUGGCUGUGAAGAUAACUGAAGAAGCGAUACAGAUGGGCAUGCUUCCUGAAGCUGCUGAUUACUCGUUCCAGAACUGUCGGAAAGAAAUGCUGCAAAUGGUCACAAAAGGACUGCUGCAGACAGAGCUUAACAACAAUCCAGAUUUUAAAACUAUGUGGAAAGGUAAUGCAACAUGCAGCAAGACCAUUCCAGGGAGUACACCGCUGCACAUGGCUGCACUGAAGAGCUAUGCAGAAGCUAGUUCUGAAUUUCGUGGAAGAUUCAAGAAGUUGUUUCAGACUAGCAGGGGCAGUUCAACUUACCGAGAUGAGUUUCCUUUCAAAUCUCUUUUCUUCCUGCUGACAGAUGCCAUGCAACUUAUGAGCAAAAACAAGAUUCGCACAGUGUACUCUGGUAAAGGGAAGGAAUAUAGCACUGAAAUUGGGGAGAAAGUACAUUUUGAGAGUUUUCUUCCAGCAGAAUCGCUCUAUAAUGAUGUAACUGAAGAUGCAAAUGUCUUUAAUAGCAUUGGGACUGUUUUCAUCAUCAAUUCUUCUUCUGUGAUCAGCUUUGAAGAUUAUGGAUGUGAUUCAGAGGAAAUUAAUCUGCUAAUAUCACCCACUGAAGUUUUUACAGUUACGGGCAUCAAGACUGUUCACAAUAGUAAUGAUCAUUUUAAAAAGAUCACCUUAACACAUUCUCAUUUGCACAGUUCUUCUAAUUGCAGCGGCCUUGUCAGCUUGCCUGAAGAAUCUGAAGAAUCAUCUUCAAGUUUCCUGAGUUCCAGUUUACUCAAUCUGGUGGCUUCCUUACUCAUGCUGUACUACUACACACUGACUCUGUAGUACUCUGUAUGUUCACAAAAAUGCAAGUAAAAGUUACUUGAAUGUUAUAUGAAUGCUAUGCCACAUGCAGCGUUCUUGACUUAUAGGAAGAAUUUAUCACUAUAAUAAAUUACUUUGUUUUAAUGCA